Messenger RNA from Scatophagus argus, 5019 nucleotides. RefSeq names its product protein kinase, cAMP-dependent, catalytic, beta a (gene prkacba). Bases 586 to 1719 code for a protein of 377 amino acids. Gene Ontology annotation, molecular function: cAMP-dependent protein kinase activity; ATP binding. Gene Ontology annotation, biological process: peptidyl-serine phosphorylation. Gene Ontology annotation, cellular component: cAMP-dependent protein kinase complex; nucleus. Lineage: Eukaryota; Metazoa; Chordata; Actinopteri; Scatophagidae. The record is from RefSeq and is a predicted model, not a curated record. The transcript is spliced from 10 exons.
UUUGUUUACAUUACAGGUAUUUCAAUAUCCAGAGCAGCCCAAAUUGUCGUAACUCUUAAACAAACCCGCUUCUGUAGUACACUACAUGCAACGUGAGGGUCAAUGUGUAAGGGUGAUUUUUAGCACACAGGAAGAACUGCAUUGUUCAACAUCACCAGCAGAGAGCAUGAUAACCUGGAGAUCACUUCUCUCCAAGUCGGUCAGUGGGUGUUAGCAGGCGUACAGUUUUCUUAUCAGCACUGAGCAUGAAUGCACCACAGCUGUGCAAGUUUUUUGACAUAAUGUUACAAGGCUAGCAUAUGUGUGUGUGCUUUGCUUACUUUUUAUACCUUUUGUCAAAAUGUCACCGUUUACAUGGGGGACUACUGAGUGUUUUCAAAAGACACAAUACAGUAAAAGUAGACAUGUCGUUGAAACUGAAGAGGAGGACUUGAACAGGAAGCUUGACUUUAUGUGGUUAGCCAAGUAUUGCAGUGCACUUGGCUGCAUACAGGAAGCUAGUAUCACUCACUGGUCUUCAGAUGAAAAAAAACAGUUAUUUUCCUGAGAGCCUGUACACUCACACAUUGAGAAAUUUGUCUCAAAAUGUCCCAGGGUUCCUUUGCCAGCCGUUUUUUCCACAAAUAUUGUAAGAACAGCCAAGAGAACAAAGGACAAGAGAGUGAGGCGCCUUCUAGCUCUGAGUUCAUCAUCGAGUGGGAUAAGUUCAUGAAAGAGUUCUUAGCUAAAGCCAAAGAAGAUUUUUUAAGAAAAUGGGAGUGUCCGCCACAGGGCACAACAGGCCUGGAUGACUUCGAUAGGUUCAAAACUCUGGGCACUGGCUCAUUCGGGCGAGUUAUGCUCGUCAAACAUAAAGAAACGAACCAGUUCUAUGCCAUGAAGAUCUUGGACAAACAAAAAGUGGUGAAGUUGAAGCAGAUAGAACACACACUAAAUGAAAAGAGAAUACUGCAGGCUGUCUCCUUCCCCUUCCUCGUCAGAUUGGAAUACGCUUUCAAGGACAACUCAAACCUCUACAUGGUGAUGGAGUACGUGCCUGGUGGAGAGAUGUUCUCACACCUCAGACGUAUUGGAAGGUUCAGUGAAAACCAUGCAAGAUUUUAUGCAGCUCAGAUAAUACUCACCUUUGAGUAUCUUCACUCCUUGGACCUCAUCUACAGAGACCUGAAGCCUGAAAACCUGCUCAUAGACCAACAUGGGUAUAUCCAGGUCACAGACUUCGGUUUUGCCAAAAGGGUAAAAGGCAGGACUUGGACAUUGUGUGGAACUCCUGAGUAUCUGGCUCCAGAAAUCAUCCUCAGCAAGGGCUACAACAAAGCUGUGGACUGGUGGGCACUUGGAGUUCUUAUCUAUGAAAUGGCUGCUGGUUACCCUCCUUUUUUUGCUGAUCAGCCUAUCCAGAUCUAUGAAAAGAUUGUGUCUGGCAAGGUACGAUUCCCCUCUCACUUUAGCUCCGACCUGAAAGAUCUGCUGAAAAAUCUGCUCCAGGUGGACUUGACAAAGAGAUUUGGCAACCUGAAGAACGGUGUGAAUGACAUAAAAAAUCACAAAUGGUUCUCCUCAACAGACUGGAUUGCCAUAUACGAGAGAAAGGUUGAAGCCCCCUUCUUGCCAAAGUGCAGAGGACCAGGAGACACAAGCAACUUUGACGACUAUGAAGAGGAGGACAUCCAUAUCUCACAAACAGAAAAGUGUGCAAAGGAGUUUGCUGACUUCUAGUGAGUGGGCAAGAGUCCCCAUCAAGGCUCACGUGUUUUGGGAUAUUUGCACUCUCCCAAGGGUUAAGGUGGAACAGAGUCCGUCACGUGUCCAAUACAAAAGCCUCGUUCCUUCAUUCCACACAGCUGAAUGAGGUCCUUCUUGCCAUGAUCCUACGUGCAGUUAGCACUAACCUUUACACAGGCACAUUAUGCAGACACCCCUAGUGCUGCAACACAAAAAUACUAGACCACGUUUUCAUCUUUUGUCUUUUUUUUUUUUGUCUUUUUUUUUUUUUUUUUUUUUUUAAAUUUCCCCACCUUUGAAAAGCCUCCCUCUUCCUUAUUUCAAAUCAAAUAAUUAAAAGCAACAUGAAAACUAAUAUUAUGCCCAUUUUCAAAUGGCACAAAGAGUGAUUGAUUGUACUAGCUGGUAUUGCACAUAUUGUGAUUUAAGCUUUGGGAAAAUAGAAGGGAUUUUGGAAUUUUUCUAACAUUGAGUUUUGCCGUUUAUCUGUCUGUUAAACACCUGAGUGUGUUAUAGGGUUUAAUUUUUCAUCAUGAAAACUUUAACAUUAGCCAUUAUUCAUCAGGAAAGGUGUGUUUGUGCAUAUAGAAAUAUACGUAUAUGAGACAUACGAUUUUCGGACACUUUGUGUUGUUAAAGCAUGACCAAAAUUCAAACAAAGAAAGCGGUUUAGUGAAGGAAAAGCUACAGUAAUGACUUUUGAGUUUAGCACUCAUUCACAUGUGAUCAACAGUGACGAGUGUCAUCUGUAUGAAGCAGAAACUUGUCAGUGUUGUAUUAACUGAUCAACUGAAGCAUUUUUUUAUUCAUAUCUGGUCACAAGACAUUUCCUUUUACCUCAGACUAGUUGUGGUAUUCAGUGAAUGGAAUGAGAUCGUUUAUUUUUCAAUUACACCUCUGUUUCACAAGAGGGGAAGACUGAAGGGGUUUUAGUAUGUCACUCCAAACAACAGCUCAUCUGUUUUUGGACAAAAAUGUGUUUGAAUUUGAAUUGACAUGCGUUUUUGAAUAACAGAAAGAUCAGUUUGUUGCAUUGUUUGUUUUUUUGUUUUUUUUUUUGAGUACGCGAAGCAGCAUUUAUCACGUGGACGUGUUUUAUCAAUUUGGAGUUGCUUUUCGAUUUUGUUUUGAAAUUGUUGUGCUUCAGCUAAGCACCCUGAAGUCAUUGUUUAACUGCCAUAUUUGUUUUAUUUUCAUUUUGCAUGUUUGUUACAGCAAUGUCACACCGAGCUAACAGUUCCCUGAAAGUGUUCCCUUUUUUUUGGUUUUUUUUGGGUUUUUUUUGUGGUUUUGUUCUGUUCUCUUUUAAAUUGUUUCAAAACCUGGGACACCAAUACAUUAGAUAGACAAUUUUUUAACCGAGUAACAUAUUCCUCUGGAUAACCACAUUAAAGCAAAAUGAAAUAAUUAACCUUGGAAUAAUAACAGAAAAUUGAAAUAUCAUAACCUUAAAGUAUUCAUUCAUCUUGGUCACUUGUUGGUUGAAACAUAGACUUACCUCAACUAUAGCUUGUAGUUUCUUUGCAUCCUUUAUUUAACCAGUUUGUACACUGUGAUGGAGCGAUAUUUGCUCUUUCUUCCUCGCAAAAUUGCUCAGGCAAAGUCAGGUCAGUCACAGAACGUUGACGGAUGAAAAUGUUACAGAUUUUUAAAGGGAAUAAGGUCAAGAGUUUGACUUUGAAGAACAUUUUUUUCAUUGUUAACCUUCUGUUAAGUUCUUGUCUACACAUUUUUAUUAUGUAUUUUCUCCCUUAUAAGAAAUAUAAGUUUGAUGAUGGAUUUGUCUGUACUGGGCACCAUUCAUUUCUCAUUGAAUUGUGACACAUUUCCUGUCCUCGCUGCUGAAAUGUGGUCCCUGCCUCCACAAACUCCUCACAAGCGUGACAGUUUGGGAUGUGCGAUUGGGUCAGUGAUCAAAGAUUCAAUACCUACAAGGCCAAAGUGUCCACUUGUUUCACUUCCAGAUGUCAGAAAAGCCACGAUUGCUCCUGUGUCUGUGAAUCCUUUGAUUCUCUAGAAGUGAAGUUUGUUUCUGCCGUCCACUUGGAGGUCAGAGUUUGAGGUCAUUUCUGCAGGUCGGACACUCAGGGUUGUGGGGAAGAUCCAAUCAUUUUAUGUCUUAUUGGAUACAAUAAUGCAUUUGUUGACAGUCUUUCAACCUCUUAAGUCUUCUGAAGCUUUGACCAUUAUUUGACAUGGUGCUCAAGUGUUUGUAGAUAAGAAAAAUGCAAUUUAAUCAAGUUCAACAAUCUUAAACAACCAAAUGUGAAAAAGCUUUGGGGACUGAAUGUUUUUUUGUUUUUUUGUUUUUUAAAGUACUUAUGUACUGUAUAUGGAUAUUGGCUUUGCCUGAACUCUGAACUUUUUUUUUUUCAUAUAUUAAGCACAUGAUGUAAUAUGUUAUUUAGCCCCAGAUUCAUUUGAAAAGGAACAACUGUUUCAUAUGCUAUUUUAUUUAUAUUAGAGAUGUCUAAACAAAUUUAUUUUAAAUGUUUAAACCUACAUAGUUGUCAGUAUAUAUGAAACUCCAAUUGUUUUGGUCACAAAAGUGUUAUAAACAGUCAAUAUACUGGAUUAUUUAUUUUUACAACUUUUCACAAUCGCCCCUGUUAAAAAUAGAACAUUUAUAGACCGUUAAUAAACAUCGAUGCCUCUCAUGCCUAUUUAAAAUUGUAGCCUUUGAUCUAACUUAUUUUUUUUCUCCUAGUUUGUUUUAUUUCUCUUCUUAGGUAAAUAACUAAUAAAAGGGAAUCCAACAUAAAUUUCACAAUCUGAAGGGGUGAACAGAAUGCAAUUGCAGAAUCAAUGAGGGUUUGUUUUUGUUUUUGUUUUGUUUUUUUAAUUUGGACAAACUUUGUAAGCUACACCAGGGACUUCAGCAUGUUUCAGUCCAAACUGCCUGUGUGUAAAUCUUCCAGAAAGUGUGUAGGAAAUCCACAGCUCUUCUUAUGUGUCAUUUAUCCCCCAUGUGUGUAAUAAUGUUUGUCAUAUUUGAUGUAAAUGAUGGCACUUUUCCCUGAGCCACCUCACACUCCUGACUGAAGGAAAUCAUUUUAUGCGUUCUUCAUAGCUAGUCACACAUGCCAGUAUGGGAUCAAUAAUCUGAAAUGUGUCUGUAUUUAGUUUGUGGGAUAUUUUGCACAUCAUUUAGAAGGCUGACACGUUUUUUGUUUUUGUUUUUUUUUUCCCACCUGUAUUUACUUGUGUUUGCAAGGGGAACAUACUUUGCUGUAGCAGAUUUUAUGUAACAAAAGAUAUGUCACUAUAAUAAAUUCUUUUUAUUGAAAGCUAUAA